Molecule: messenger RNA, 2464 nt
Organism: Phoenix dactylifera (date palm)
Lineage: Eukaryota; Viridiplantae; Streptophyta; Magnoliopsida; Arecales; Arecaceae
Biological process (GO): glucan catabolic process
Molecular function (GO): beta-glucosidase activity
Source: RefSeq, a predicted model, not a curated record
UGGAUUGACGCUCCAUCUUCUACCAUUGUGGACUAAGUGGAUUGAUUUGCUUUCUGUAUGCCUCUAGAUCAUAAAAAUAUAGUAGGGCAGAAUUUGGGCACCAAUGAGAAGCAAUCCAUAAUGUCAUAAAUUAUUGUAUGCAUAUUUUUAAAAAAGGUUAAUUAUUUAGGGGUGGUUGGAAAGAAUUAGUCAGCUGUGGAGGAAGAAUUUUAGUAUAAUCUGCGAAUUGUCCAUCCGUGAUGAUGAAAAUUAUAUACGCAACAAUAUCAUUUACCAAGCAUACGCCGGCCGGAUCACCAUUGACUCUUCGCUGCGAGAUUCUUUUUCCGCGUGGGUCGGAGGCCUGAGGCUUGUGCGAGGUUUGUCUGCCUCGAGAACCAGGUUUAGUCGGGCUCUAUUUUUAGCCUACCAGCCGCUCGUUUCCUGUUCUCUCUCAGAAGAACUCGAGAGAGAAGGGGAAAGAAAGAGAGGUGAGAGCUGAUCGUCGUCGUCGAUGGCAAAUGAAGUGGAAGUGCUGGUAUACAAGGAUCCGAAGCAGCCAGUGGAGGCGAGGGUUCGGGACCUGCUUUCUCGCAUGACACUGGCGGAGAAGGCCGGCCAAAUGGCCCAGAUCGAGCGGUCCGUCGCCUCCCCCGCUGCCCUCACCGGCCGCUCCAUCGGCAGCGUCCUCAACGCCGGCGGCAGCGCCCCGAGGAAGCGCGCCUCGGCCGAGGAGUGGGCCGACAUGGUGGACGAGAUGCAGAGCUGGGCCCUCGCCUCCCGCCUUGGCAUUCCCAUCAUCUAUGGCACCGACGCCGUCCACGGCAACAAUAACCUCUACGGCGCCACCAUCUUCCCCCACAACGUCGGCCUCGGCGCUACCAGAGAUGGAGAUCUCGCACGGAGGAUUGGAGAGGCCACGGCUUUAGAAGUCAGAGCAAGCGGCAUCCACUGGGCUUUUGCCCCUUGUGUGGCUGUCUGCAGGGACCCGAGAUGGGGAAGAUGCUACGAGAGCUACAGCGAGGACACGGAGGUUGUGCGGACCAUGGCUGCCAUCGUAGCCGGCUUGCAGGGAUCACCUCCUGAAGGGCACCCUGCCGGCUACCCUUUUCUUGCGGGAAGCAAGAAUGUGAUUGCCUGUGCCAAGCAUUUUGUUGGAGAUGGGGGCACGCACAAUGGGAGAAAUGAAGGAAAUACCAUUUGCACCUUUGAGGAGUUGGAGAAGAUUCAUCUGAGGCCUUACCUCGAUUGCCUUGCUCAGGGAGUUUCUACAAUUAUGGCUUCAUAUUCCAGCUGGAAUGGAAAACCAUUGCAUUCUAAUUGCAUUCUCAUAACAGAUCUUCUGAAGGACAAAUUGGGUUUUAAGGGUUUCGUCGUAUCAGAUUGGGAAGGUAUAGAUAGGCUCUCUCAGCCACAUGGGUUGGAUUACCAAUAUUGCAUUUCUGCUUCAAUUAAUGCUGGAAUUGACAUGGUUAUGGUGCCUCACAGAUAUGAAACGUUCCUAGAAGAUUUGAUAUUUCUGGUAGAAUCUGGGGAGAUACCUAUCUCACGGAUUGAUGAUGCUGUAGAGCGGAUCCUAAGGGUAAAAUUUGUUUCUGGACUGUUCGAGCAGCCUUUCUCAGAUCGAUCUUUGCUUGAUGUAGUUGGUUGCAAGGAACAUCGACUGUUGGCCCGUGAGGCAGUUCGGAAGUCUUUAGUUCUAUUAAAAAAUGGAAAGGAUCCAAAGAUUCCUUUUCUUCCUCUAAAUAGAGAUGCUAAAAGAAUUCUUGUCACUGGAAUGCAUGCUGAUGAUAUUGGAUAUCAAUGCGGGGGAUGGACUAUAACAUGGUAUGGAGGCAGUGGAAGGACCACGAUUGGCACAACUAUAUUAGAAGCCAUCAAGGAAGCAGUAGGUAAAGAAACAGAAGUGAUACACGAGCAACACCCAUCAGAGGCCACCUUUGCAGAUAAGGCAUUCUCAUUUGCGGUUGUCGUUGUUGGGGAGGCUCCCUAUGCAGAAUUUUUGGGAGACAGAACAGAGCUUGACAUCCCUUUUAAUGGUGCAGAAAUUAUCUCUUUUGUAGCAAAUAAAGUUCCCACCUUGGUGAUUGUGAUAUCUGGGAGGCCUUUGAUUUUUGAGCCAAAUUUGAUGGAGAAAAUAGAUGCUCUCGUUGCUGCCUGGUUACCAGGGACAGAAGGAGGGGGGAUAGCAGAUGUUCUUUUUGGAGAUCAUCAGUUUGAGGGCGUGCUGCCUGUGACAUGGUUCAAGUCAGUUGAUCAUUUGCCAAUAAAUGCUGGGCAUCAGAACUACGACCCCCUGUUUCCACUUGGAUUUGGUCUGAAAAUGAGCAUCAAUAAUGAAAGUUAUUUGUAGACUGGCCUCAAACUGUGCCAGGAUGAUAAUAUUAUGUAUUGUAUGAUUAUUAAGUACAUUUUUGCUUAUUGUUUAUCUUGUUACCCUUUUUUUCCAUUUAUAUAAGUGCCUGCUUGAUGAUCUUGGAGCAAA